Molecule: messenger RNA, 909 nt
Organism: Suncus etruscus (white-toothed pygmy shrew)
Lineage: Eukaryota; Metazoa; Chordata; Mammalia; Eulipotyphla; Soricidae
Exons: 1
Coding region: 1-909 (302 amino acids)
Source: RefSeq, a predicted model, not a curated record
AUGUCCCCACAAAGCACGACACAACAGAGGCCACGCACAGUCCCCAGACGGCUCGUUUUAUUGACAUUUCGGCCACGCGGGGUGCAUCGUUGGUCCUGCCCCCCGUCCUCCCCGCGGCUCCCCUUUACCUGGACGCUUUCGGGGCGCCAGCGGUCUCUGCUGGAAAACCGGGUUGGCCUCCCCUGCGAGCAGCCGGGCCUGGAGAGUUGGAGAGCUGGGCGGUGGGGUUCGCAGGAGGGGCCCCGACAGCAGCGUCCUCGCCCAGCAGGCCAGCAGCCUGAGUCCAUCCUCGGGCAUCAAGGGGGCCCCAAGGACGUGUCCCCCGGCGCUCCCCACCAGUCCUCGGGCCUGACUUGCCCGGACGUCAGCGCCAACGAGGAGCCGUUCGGGGUUCGGUCGCCCGCCCGUCCGCCCAACAGGUCCCCAAGAACCCGUGGCACCAGCGGGCACACGGGCUGCGAGGAGACGCCCUGCCAGCGCCGUCAGCUCCAGCCCCUUCGGCAGCGUCGCCCGCUCAGCUGUCAGCCUCAGCCCUUCGGCGCCGUCGGUCCCCCCGGCCCAGCCCGGCCAGCUUCGGCCUCCGCGGCGCGUCGCUCCGUGCUGAGUCCAGCCGGGCGCCGGCUCCGUGCGUUCGGCCCCGUCAGCCUCGCCAGCUCGGCGACGGCCGCAGCCAUCUUGAAGCGAGCGCAGACGAACAAAGAGCGAGCGAGCGAGUCCCCGCCGCGCCUCCGCUCCCUCUCGCCCGCCCGCCUGACCUCCGCUUCGCGCCCCGCGGCGCUUCCCCGUUCCCCGUUCCCGGCCGCGCUCCCGCCCCGCAGCCACCAACCCGCCCGCCCGCCGCUUCCCCCACCCCGCGGCCCGCCCGCGCCUCGGCCUCUGCCGCUCGCAGCCAUUGGCGGCGCCUUUUAA